This is a messenger RNA of Plodia interpunctella (Indianmeal moth), 3645 nucleotides long. RefSeq lists its product as uncharacterized. Lineage: Eukaryota; Metazoa; Arthropoda; Insecta; Lepidoptera; Pyralidae. Bases 229 to 1074 code for a protein of 281 amino acids. Gene Ontology annotation, molecular function: acyltransferase activity, transferring groups other than amino-acyl groups. The record is from RefSeq and is a predicted model, not a curated record. The transcript is spliced from 5 exons.
CAGGCGCGUUGCUGCAGGCGCGCGCACCCGCCUGCUGUCACAGCCGACACUACGCCGGCACAUCGACCCCGAGGCACACGCGCGCCCAUCGCUCUUCUCAAGCAACGCCGGCCCCUAGCGGCCAGAAGCCCUCCUCGGCGCUUCUACCACCCUAGUACUCAACACUCCAUCUCACGGGGCAAAGCGCCACGGCCGGCGUUCGCAAACAGGGCUCGCCGCAUAAAAGAAAUGGAAAUCGUGCCCGAGGGGAAAAACUUUCGAUUGGUAACAGAAGACGAGCUCCCAGCAGUGGCCGAUAUAUUAGUGCAGUAUAUGCCUGAAUCUCUAAAGUUUCACCAGACGAUUCAAACAUAUCUAAACAACAAGGUGUGGGACUUCCAUUUUUAUGUAGCGAAGAAUUGGCCGGAAGACCCGAUCUGUCUACACUUCCCGGGCUGCACGAGUACGCCGAACAGCCACCCGUACGAAAGCGUGACGGUGUUCGUUCCGUCCGAGCGCGCUGAGCUGGUGGACCUCCUGACCUCGGAGGACGUCCUGCUGGACCUCACCCAGCCAUUGUACCUGAAUUUCACCCACGAGGCCAUAGUGAACCGCUUCGAGCACCGCUAUGAGGCCCAUGAUAAGAUCACCGGUGAUGUCUACGUCUGUGAUAACCCGCCAGAGGACGCUGAUACGGACGGGCUGCCACCGGACGUGGAGUUAGUUCGCCUGCAGCCUGAGCACAUGAAGGCCGUGCACGACCUGUACCCGGCGAGUGACAUCGAGUGCCGCGAGGUGUUCGAGAAGCUGGUCGCCGAGCUGCCCGCCUACGGCAUCUUCGUCGAGGGCCACCUCGCCGCCUGGAUGGUGCAGUCCUACUACGGCGCCAUGUUCUCCAUGCAAACCCGCCCCGAGUUCCGCAGGAAAGGCUACGGCAUCUACCUCGCCCGACGCCUCACCAAGGAAGUCGCCGCUCGCGGGUACAAGCCCUUCGUAGUCAUUCGACCCGAAAACGACGCCUCCCGUUCCCUCUACUCCAAGCUUGGCUUCGAGAGGAAGUUCCGAACGGUGCGCGCCGUUUUGCGUCCUCGCUAGCGCGUAAACGUUGAUCACUAGCAGAUUUUAUUUUUUUAAGACUUUUGAAAUCAAUCUAGCUUGCGAUCUUUGAUCGCUUAGAGAAUUUUAGUAGGUAGCUUUAAGGUUGUAGCGACUGGCGCUCUCUGUCUGCGGCGACUUCGAUCAGACCGUGAUAUUCUAAUGUUCAAUUUUUACUAAUAGAGCUUUUAGCAAACUUUCAUAAAUCUAGAUUGUGUCUUCUGGUCAUAAACGGCGACAACGAACAGUAAAUACCUUAUUAAAUUUCUCUUUUUCGUAUAGCUACGCGUGUUUUCCUCCGCUUAGUGGCAGGUCUGAGAGCUCCAGCCGUUCGCGCUAGCCUAGUCACAGAUCUCAACGAUUCUAACUUGGUCUGGAAUCACUCGGAACCUAGAUUAAUAUGGAUCAUUAAAUAUUAAAUACGUAAUAAAAAGAUCGAUGGCGUGUCAACUACUGCGACGUUCUAGUAUAGUGCUUGCGGUUUGGGUUGGGUACUGCUCUCAGCACUACUCUACUGUACGAAUGAUGAUACAAUGGUAUAACGCUUUAGAGCUAGAAUAGAAUAAAUACUGGCGUACCCCGGUCAUCACUUAAAAUAUCUCUCACCUCCGCAGUUCCACAAGCACGACCUGACUUGUCUUGAUAACCUUGUUGAAGAUCAAUACGUAGAGAGAAAUGGUGCCAACUUGUAAUUGUGUUAACCCCUAUUUUGUAACGAGUAGAUCCGUCACCAAGCUCCGCACCUACGUAAGGUUCUGCUGCUUCUCGACACAGUUAGCCAUCAUUUAGGCGAACGCUUUGACAUUACCACUCGUUGACCGAGCGGAAACUAUUCUGUCUCAUGGUUUAUGAAAUUGUGGGACCCGUAAUGACCUGUGUGAUAAAACGUUAGCGUAUUAAAGGAAAAGAUAAACAUGAGAAAGAAGUGUUCCCGUGACUGCACCCCAGUUUGCACAAUUCGACAAGUAAAUUUUCAAGCACUAUUAUAUUAACUGAACAAAUUAUUGAACAAAAAAAUAUAUGAAUCGAUUUUACAAAAGGCAGAUACAUUCUGCAGGUACCUAUACGGUAUUUUACUUUCUAGUCUUUUAAUUGUGGAGUUUUUGAAAGUAAUGGGAUGAGGAGACCAUUUAUUCAUUUCUAUUAGGUACUUAAUAGAUAAACAAAAUGAACUACCUAUUUUGUAAACUGGAAGCUAACUUCACCACAAUGCGAAAAAAGUGAAAGUUAGUUUCAAGUUCGUGCAUUUAGCUUUUUUGGGAACCCUGUUUUUAUAUACCUAUAACAAAAUACAUUGUUGGGAAAAUUAAAAAUCAUUUAAAAUUUGAUACGAAAAGUAGAUAGGUAGGUAUUUUAAUACUGGAAUGUAUUUUACAACUGCAUAAUAUUUAAAUAUUUAAGUAUAUUGGACGUUUGCUAUACAUUUAUCCAAAGAAGCUUAGGUAUUUAAGUUAAUCAAUUUUGAAUUAUGAUUAUAUUGGAGUGUGAUACUUUUUAUAAUUUAACUUAUAUACUUUAUAUUGUAUGUAAUUAGAUAGAUCUUCGUUUUGCCCAAUUUGAAUUGUCUUCCCGAAGACUGAAGACUAGGUAACAACUAGAGAAGGAAAGGGGUCCGAAGUAGGUUACAUUCCUUUUUAAAAUGGCUGUUAAAAGAUUUCGUUGUUACAAUAUAAUUUUGGUGACGUCACUUUUUAUUAUUAUUUUUAAGUAAUAUUUAAUUAUGGAAAGAAAUAUAAUUGGUGUUGUAGUGGGUCGAUCUUGCUCAAAAUGGAGCUUCCACCUAUUGUUGUUGAAUUUAUUCGGUCGAAAAUAUUGCCAAUUGUACUUUAUUGGUGACGUCGAAAAUGUACCUAUUUCAGAAAGAAUUAAUAAGAAGUUAGCAAAAAUCUUACUUAACUCCUAAGAUAACGAUCGUUUUGAAUCUUCUUCUUAAUAUUAAUUUAUCAUCUUUGAAAUAUUCCAGAAUUUUGGUUGUAAGUUUAUCUCGGACCAUUUUUAAAGGCCUGAUGUCUUUGAUCGCUUUUCCGCAAAAAAUGUGUGAUAUUAUAAUCAGAGUAUUUUAUAAAUAUGAGUUGAAAACGCAAGUAAACUACUUAUAAUCUAUAAUCACGUACGUUUUUGGCGGAACAAUGUGGAAAAACUAAUAGGUAUGAAAAGUAAAUUUAGAAACCUAGAUACUUAAAAUACAGAAAAUCGUUCUGCGGUGCGCCUGUGCAUUCCUAUAUUCAGGUAAUUUAGUACAAAACGUGGGAAAACCUACAACCAUUAGUCUGAAUUCUCUCAUCAUGCAGUCAUGCUAAAGCUUUCCUACUUUAUUAGUGGGUAAAAACCUACAUUGCAUAAGUAGUUCAAAGAUUUCUUCGAAAUUAUUAAUUAUAAGGACGAUUUCCUACACAUCUUAUCUAACGAACAGGACUCAACCUCCGUCCUUCAUAUUGCAGUUGCCAUUAAAACGCUGAAUAUUUUGAAACUCCUGCAGAUUAAAUGAAAAUGUAGUGUCCAUUCUGUAUUGUUUAACAGUUUAUAACUUGUACCUUGCAAAGGUAUUGAAAACAAUAAAUAUAACAUGAA